AUGAAAGGCCAAGGAGAAAAUGAGGAUCUGAUAAAGAAUGUGGUGAGAGGCUCUCCGAAGCGAAGUCCUGUACGAUUGGCGCGCCUAAAAAUGCUACAAAGCGCAAUCAAAACUCGCAAUUGUGACUUUCGAGAGCAGACGAACAAUAUAAGUUAUCGAUGCGAGAGACGAAGUGAUCGACUUGAAGGAUCUUUGAAUGAAAUCUUGGAGAACUUGGGACCGUUAGGAGGGCUUCGAGGUAGUGUUCUGAACGGUAGUAAAGCUCGGCUUAACGAGGAACCAAAGCCUAGCGAAGAUCGAGAAUACUACCGAAUUAGUGAUCGUAUUGGAGCAUUCUACACGCAAUCAGCUCGAGCUUUAACAAUUGAUAAAAUUUCUACUUUCACAAAGCGAGAACUGGAAAUGCCAGUAGCAAAAGCAAAGUUUUCUAUACGCUCACCAUCGAAAAUCAUGGCAAAGUGUCCCGCACUUGAACACAACUCCUUGGAAGAUUCUUCAGCAGUAAAAAAUUCUCUCAUACUAAGCGAAGAAUCAGAAGACAAGGUAUUAAUUCAACAGCUCAAUGGCGCCGUCGAUAGUUCGAGAAUAUACACUCGGCAUGUGGAAACCAGUCGCGGCAUCUUCUUAUCUCCGUCUCCUACAAAACCGAAUCGCCAGAGUCCCAGACCACGUUCACAGUUUGCGCUGGAUAUGAAGAAUAAGACACUACAUUUAGAGAUUAUGGAAACUAAUGCUCGAUUGUUUGAGGAUGAAAAGCGACAAUUUGUAACGACGAUGGAGAAUUACUGGAAGCACGUGGAUCUGUACAUUAUUGCAGCGAGAACAGUCCCAAUGCCUUCCGAGUGUCCUUCCCGCAUACUUCGACGUUUGCAAGUGCCAGCACCAACGGGAUUAAAUAAUGAAGCUGUUAAAAAAAUUGAUGAACAAAGUGAAGCGAUGAUUGCAGCAAUUUCUCAAGAAAUGUACGCAAAUUAUCACGAAGCAGUGGCUCGCAGUAUGCUUAAAUAUGAUCUUUUGAACGCGAGCACGUGCAUACGAUUACAGAUUAAUCCGUUGUACUUACAAGCAGAGCAGAAGUGGUGGGUUGAUGAAUCGUACCGCUCUUGGGACUGGCGUGUGUUGCGUCGCACUGGAAUUUACAGGGAACGGAUCGAAUUAGCACGAAGUCGACUACACCAGACUCUUUUUGCGAUCAAUCCAGUCACUUCUGCUCUUCAAGAGCAAUGGAUCAUGGAAACUCCUCCAUCUGAAUGGGAACUUGUACCCACUGGCAAACGAGCACCAUAUGCUACAAUUUUAUUCGUUGAGGUCCAUCGGCCAGAAUUUCAAGCAACUUUGCCAAAAACCGUCUUGCAUUUCGUUGAUACCAUUUCUAAACGAGCAAGUCUUGUGAAAGAUUGCUUGAAAACGUGUUGGGUGACAGCAGCAGCAGAUAGAGUUAACGACUGCGCGCUUCAACUGCAGUAUUACACUCUUCAAAGUAGCGAGCCGACGAUCAUGUCUAGUUUUGCUAACGGAUGUUUGAGUCGGAAAGAUGCAUGUAAUUCUCAAUCCAUUACAACUUGUUCUCCUAAGCGUAAAGCUCACCACAAACAUUUACGAAAAGGUUCAAUCGAAAAAGAUCGAUCGCAAUUUUUUCGACUAAAUAGUCCACCUCGAGAUAUCGAAACGGAAGAUUAUUCUCAAUUCAUUGGUGUUCUUGAUGCUGCAGCAGUAUUAAUGGCACGGAACUUGCGAGAGUCAGUAGAAACUUCGAUCACUAAAUUUGUGGACUUUAUUCGUCAAUAUUCAAAUCAAACUUUUACAGGGGAGUCGGCUUUGCUUCUUGGUGUCGAUUGCAUAACUACAAGCGAGAUUGUUGAUACAAACUCAAUUAUGUUUUUCAUUGACCCUUCUCCAAAUGUUUUGCGUGAGAAGAUUGCGUCUUGUGUCGAUGUGAUUGUCGAAGCGUCUCAUUCGCUUCCUCGAAUCGACAGUCAAACUCGACUUCCUCCUAAACUUUGUAAGUCGCGCCCUCUCGGACCAAGUACAAUGGCGUUAGAUGACAAAGUUGUCAUAAAAGCAAAGAAUACAUUGGCAGAACUGAUUGCUGAGCAUAUGCAUGAUCCUUCAGCUAUUCUCGCGCUUUUUGAACCGUACAAUUUCGUUAUUAGUGGUGAAUACGAAGCUAAAUUGGAGAAAUUGAUUGAAAGCAGUGACAAAGCUUUGCAAGGUGAGGAUGAAGAUGAGCCCAAGACGGUGUUUGAUAUUUUAAAAGGUUAUCGAAACGAGAUAAAGGAGCUUGAUCUUGUGGAGUCUCGUCUUAAAAAUGAAAUUUCAGAAAAGUACAGCUUUCGACUUUUAGCAAUUUCGUGCGCUGAAGUCAAAGUUAAGCUCGCGAACAAGAUGAAGGCUCUUGCACAGAGAUUGUUAAGUAAAGUUGCUGCAGACAAUUCAAAGAAGAUGAGCACUCUUAUUACCGAAUACGAACAAAUUGCCGCGACUCUCAUUGCGGAACCGAUCGAUUCUUUCGAACUGAAAGCUCUCCACAAAUUUUACAUCAGUAGCAUUAAAGUUAUUGAUACACUGAACACUAAAGUGUACGAAGAUGUCUGUCGAUAUAUUCAUUUCUUAAAAGAGUUUGAUUAUCAAAUGACUCGAGAAGACAUCCAACUUUUUUUUAAAACGUUUCGAUGGCCAGAGAAUAUCAAAGGAUUUCAAAGAAAAAGUAUGGAGCUUCAAGGCAAGCGACACCAUGAACUGGAGCUUAUUGUUGACGGACAACAAGAGCAACUUACGAAUCAAUUGGUAUCACUGCAGCGACGUAUUGAAAAGAUGCGAAAUUUCGCAAAUUUAACCGACUCAGACAGUAUCUUACGACGAAUUGAGGCUGUGCGAAAAGGUUUGGAAGAAGCUGAAGCUGAGGCCGAAUUGAUUCAAGAGCAAGAAACGAUGCUGGAAAAAACGGGCUCAGAUAACCAGACAACAUUGACCGAUCUGCACAAUAUGUUGAGUCCAAUUGACAAAUUGUGGUCUACAAUCGCUCAGACAAUGGACAAGAUGACAUUAAGUCGCUCGGCCCCACUUGCGUCCGUGAAUGCCGAAGAGAUUGAGCGCGAUUGUGAUCAAUUCCGGCGUACAAUUGGAAAAAUUCUCAAAGAGUGUGAACAAAAUACUGAAGUAUAUAGUGUGGCAAUAACUAUGGCUCAAGAAGUUAAAAAUCGUCUCGAUGAUAUGUUUGAAAACGUCCUUCCAUUGAUGAUGUUAGUAUGUACCCCUGGAAUGCGUGAACGACAUUGGAAUGAUAUUGAACGAAUUACGGGCAUCCACGUGAAUGUCCAUAGCAAGUCGAAUAUUAAUCAAAUGAUAGAGCUAGGAUUGCAUCGAUAUACUAGUGCGAUCGAAGAAACAUGCGUGAAUGCAUUCAAGGAAUAUUCGUUAGAAAAAGCACUGGACAAAAUGGCUUCCGAAUGGGUGGGUGUGAACUUUGAGACAAAGACAUACAGGUCUACUGGGACCUCGAUCUUGUGCUCGACGGAUGAGAUUCAGCAGGUAAUUGAUGAUCAAAUAGUCAAAACUCAAUCGAUGCGUGGCAGUCAAUAUAAUAAACCGUAUUUGGAACGCAUUUUGAAAUGGGAGAAGAUGCUCAUUUCGAUCCAAGAUAUCAUGGAUCAUUGGAUCAAAGUGCAAGCUACGUGGCUGUAUUUGGAACCAAUUUUUAGCUCGGAAGAUAUUAUGCGUCAGAUGCCAAUCGAAGGUGCUCUCUUUCAAAAAGUGGAUGCAAAUUGGCGACGCAAUAUGCAAGAUACAGUGGCCUUUCCAGCCGUAUUGACAGUUGCAAAGCGAUCUGACUUGCUACCAAGUCUUCAGCAAUCAAGCUUGGACUUGGAUGCAAUUCAAAAAGGACUAAAUGAUUACUUGGAGACAAAAAGAAUUUACUUUCCGCGUUUUUUCUUCUUGUCCAACGAUGAGCUACUUGAAAUCCUUGCUGAAACUAAAGAUCCACUUCGCGUACAACCCCAUUUAAAGAAAGCGUUUGACGGUAUUAAUCAGCUGGAGUUUCAAAAAAAUCUUGACAUUUCUGCGAUGUUGAGUCCUGAGAUGGAAAAAGUACCGUUUCAUUACGAAAAAAUUGCUCAAAAGCGCAUAAAUCCAACUCAAUCCGGCGGUAAUGUUGAAAUUUGGCUCGAAGAAGUCGAAAUGGCCAUGAAAAAGAGUGUCGCGUUUUAUUUAGAUGAAUCAAUAGUGGAGUAUUCGACCAAAGAGCGCUUAGAAUGGGUGCAGCAGUGGCCAGGACAAGUGGUUUUAGCUGUUAACCAAACUAUGUGGACGCAACAGAGUGAAAAAGCACUUUAUAACUGUGCAACUGACUCGAAGGCACUUAAAAAUUACUUGGAUAUACUACGCACAGAGUUAAAGCGAACAGUUGAGAUGGUCCGCGGUGAAUUACCAAAAUUGAUUCGGAUAACUUUAGGAGCUUUAGUUGUGAUGGAUGUUCACAAUCGCGAUACAAUUGCUGAAUUAGUUGAGCUUAAGAUUAUCGAUCCAACGGCUUUCGAUUGGCUUGCUCAACUUCGAUACUAUUGGAUCCAAGGACGAGUAUCAGCUACAAGUGGCAAGCCUCAUACUCUGGAAUGUCGUAUGAUCAAUACACUUGCCUUAUACGCGUUUGAAUAUCUUGGAAAUAGUAUGCGAUUAGUUAUUACACCACUCACCGACAGGUGUUAUCGAACUCUAACUGGGGCCAUUCACUUGAACCUUGGGGGGGCUCCCGAAGGUCCAGCUGGCACGGGCAAGACAGAAACAACGAAAGAUCUAGCAAAAGCCAUUGCCAUACAAUGCGUAGUUACAAAUUGCUCGGAUGGUCUGGAUUAUCUGGCAAUGGGAAAAUUUUUUAAAGGACUUGCAAGUUCUGGUGCUUGGGCAUGUUUCGACGAAUUCAAUCGAAUUCAGCUCGAAGUGUUGUCAGUCAUUGCGCAACAAAUCCUUUGCAUACAAUUGGCUAAAGCCCAACAUGUUGCUACGUUUGUGUUUGAAGGGACCGAACUGCGAUUAAAUCCAACGUGCUGCCCGUUCAUUACAAUGAAUCCUGGCUAUGCUGGACGAGCGGAAUUGCCCGAUAACCUCAAGGUACUCUUUCGCACAGUGGCCAUGAUGGUACCGGAUUACGCCAUGAUUGCAGAGAUUAUGCUGUAUUCGUAUGGAUAUCUUGAUGCUAGUGCUUUAUCCAAAAAGAUUACGACAACGUAUACUCUCUGUUCGGAGCAACUAUCGUCCCAAUCUCACUAUGACUAUGGUAUGAGAGCUGUCAUGGCUGUUCUUCGAGCUGCUGGCAACUUAAAGCGAGCAGAAGCUCAUCUACGGGAAGAUACGUUGGUUUUACGGUCAAUCAUUGAUGUCAACCUACCGAAAUUUUUAUCGCCAGACGUCCCUUUGUUUCAUGGCAUUGUUUCGGAUCUAUUUCCAGGUGUAAAAAUUGACCCUCCUGACCGACGAGAUAUGCUUAGUACAAUCGAUUUUGUCUGCAAACAACUAAACUUGCAACCUGUGCCAAAUUUUGUUGAAAAAGUGAUUCAAAUGUACGAAAUGAUGCUUGUUCGUCACGGAUUUAUGGUGGUUGGAAUGCCGUUCUCCGGUAAGACAUGCGCUUGGCGAGUCUUGUCGGAAGUUUUGGCUUCUUUGCAUCAGCAAUUUCCAAACGAUUCUCGAUACACGAACGUAGCUAUAAGCGUUAUUAAUCCAAAAUCAGUGACCAUGGGGCAACUCUAUGGCCAGUUCGACGCUAUUUCACACGAAUGGAAUGAUGGUGUCCUUGCAAUAAAUUAUCGAAAUCUUGCCAACAAUCCAUCGUUAGAUCGCAAGUGGCUACUGUUUGAUGGACCAGUUGAUGCCGUUUGGAUUGAAAAUAUGAAUACAGUGCUAGAUGACAAUAGAAAAUUGUGUUUGAUGAGUGGUGAGAUCAUUGCCAUGAGUCCCGUCAUGAGCAUGAUGUUUGAACCAAUGGAUCUACUUGUUGCAUCUCCUGCGACUGUGUCCAGAUGUGCUGGGGACGGAAGCAAGGAGCCAGUGAGCGGUCCGUUUGAAAUCAAUUUUGAUCAACGAAAGCUCAUUUUUUUUCUUUUUUCGUGGCUUGUUGAGCCGUGCAUUGCUUUUGUUCGAAAAGAAUUAACUGAGCUCUCACCGACUGUUGAUUCUAAUCUUGUUCAAAGUCUCAUUCACAUCUUGGAAGCACAACUUUCGAAACUUCCAAGAGAUGCAAGCUCAAAAAAAAAGGCAACGAUUGAAUCUCUUUUCGUCUUCUCAUUGGCGUGGUCGGUAAGCGAGAGCAUUAAUGCUGAAGGUCGACUCAAGUUGUGUAACUUUGUUCGCGCAAUUAUGGACGAUUUGUCGGCACUAGAGACAAAAUUCUCCGCUAUUAAUCGAGCACUCCAAGUUCGUAAAUGGGAGAAACCAGCGUUUGACGAUGGAAAAUCAACGUACACUUUGGCCAUUCCAGUGCCUAUUAACGGUAACCUGCAUGACUAUUAUUUUAGUCUUGAUGAAACCAAAUGGUGCAAAUGGGAAGAAAGGCUCAAGCCGUAUGUGAUUCCACCCAAUACGCCGUUCAACCAGAUUGUUGUACCAACCAUCUUUACAGCUCAAUUGGAAUAUCUGGUGCAGCUAUUAGUAUCAAACAAGAGGAAAAUAUUGGUGUGUGGCCCAACAGGAACGGGCAAGUCUUGCUACAUGACGUCGAUUUUAAAUGAAGUUCUACCUCAAGAUCAAAAUUCCAUCAUCAUGUUGUCAUUUUCAGCUAAAACGUCUGCAAAUAUGACGCAAAAUAUCAUUGACGGAAAAGUUGAUAAGCGGCGGAAAGGCGUGUUUGGACCACCAGUGGGCAAGAAUGCAAUAAUCUUUGUUGAUGAUCUUAACAUGCCAUUGGUUGAAGCGUACGGUGCUCAGCCCCCAAUUGAGUUAGUUCGACAACUCAUUGAUAACGGAGGAUAUUACGAUCUUAAAGAUAUGUCGUGGCGCAAAAUUGUCGACACAAUCGUUCUUGCAGCAAUGGGACCUCCGGGUGGUGGACGAAACCACAUCACUCCUCGCUUGUUGCGACAUUUUAACUUGCUGUGCUUUUCUGAAUUUGAUAACACGACACUCAUUCGUAUCUUUACCACGAUUUUAGAUUGGUAUUUUAGCUCUCAUCCCUUCAAUUCCGAGGUAACACGAUUGUCCGAAACUGUAGUUUCUGCCACUUUAGAGCUGUAUCAAUCCGCGAUGAUGUCACUCCUUCCGACUCCUCAGAAGUCACAUUAUACUUUCAACUUACGCGAUUUCUCGCGAAUUGUACAGGGUAUGAUGUUAGUCGUCCCAAACGACGAGUUUCGUACCACCAGUUUGGUCAAAGUAUGGGUACAUGAAUCAUUACGAGUGAUCGGGGACCGAUUAAUUGACGAGGACGAUCGUGAGUGGUUCAGUACGACGCAAAAGAACAUUGUGCUGAAACACUUUGCGACAAAUUUCGAUCAAGUUUUUGUAAGUUUAAAACGUGGUCAAGAAGGUCCGGUGACUCACGUGGAUAUGCGCAAUCUAUUUUUUGGCAAUUACGUCGUUUCGAACGCAAGUCCACGGCAGUAUCAAGAAGUCGAUGUUCAUCUUGACACAACUUUUGAUGGUAUCGCUCACCUUAUCCAGUGUUUCGAACGAUACUUGACCGAGUACAACAGCAUGAGUCGAAAACCGAUGAAUUUAGUCAUGUUUUUAUUCGCGAUUGAGCACUUAUCGCGGAUUGCUCGCGUUUUGAACAUGCCCGGUGGUAAUGCUCUGCUUGUUGGUGUAGGUGGGAGUGGACGACAGAGCCUUACGCGUUUGGCGGCGUUUAUUGUUGAUUUUGACCUUCAACAGAUUGAAAUUUCAAAGAAUUAUACAAUGAAUGAGUGGCGAGAAGACUUGAAAACAGUCCUACGAAGCGCUGGGACUGGAGCUCGACCCGUCGUCUUUUUAUUUAGUGAUACUCAAAUCAAGUACGAUGGAUUUGUGGAAGAUAUCAACAAUAUGCUCAACUCAGGAGAGAUUCCUAAUUUGUUCAUGUAUGAUGAAAUUGUCGGUCUUUGUGAAGCUGUUCGUCCUCAUGUGAAGGAAAAACUGGGAAAAAUUGUUGGGGAUAAUCUGACUCAGCCUCAAUUAUAUGCGUUUUUUCGACAGCGAGUCCGAAGUAAUCUACACAUUGUACUUGCGUGCUCACCCAUUGGAGACGCUUUCCGGGAUCGAUUGCGCAAGUUUCCGUCGUUAAUUAACUGCUGUACGAUUGACUGGUUUACUGCUUGGCCAUCCGAUGCGCUUGUAGCUGUGGCGGAGAAAUUCUUAGCGGAUGUUGCAAUGGACAGUGUAAACAUUCGCAAUGCUAUCGUCGAUACUUGUCAAUUCUUUCAUGUUAGCAUUACGAAACUUUCCGAUCAAUUCUUAAAAAAUUUACGUCGUAAGAACUAUGUAACACCGACAUCGUAUCUAGAGCUCAUUGUGGCUUUUAAGGGGUUUCUUUUGCGUCGGCGUGAGGCUGUAGAAUGUGCUCGGAGUCGUUACGUGAUUGGUCUGGAUAAAAUCAGUUUUGCUGAAUCCAACGUAGCGGUGAUGCGAGCCGAGUUGGAAGAUCUGCAACCUGUUCUUGAUCAGUCAACAAAAGAUACCGAUAUGUUGAUGUUUGAGAUCAAAGCCAAGCUUCCUGGCGUAGAAAUUCAACGCAGUGAAGUGCAAGCUGAUGUAGCCGUGGCUGAUGCUUCGAAAGCUGAGUGCGAACACCAAAAAGCAAGUGUUGAGGCUGAUUUAGCCGAAGCUAUUCCAGCUUUAGAAGAAGCAUUAAAAGCUUUGGAUACGAUCAAACCAAGUGAGAUAAACGAAGUGAAAGCGAUGAGUAAUCCACCUGCAGGUGUUAAGUUUGUAUGUGAAGGUGUUUGUGUCAUGUUAGGUAUUAAACCAGCUCGUAUUCCCGACCCGCAAGAUCCAUCUAAGCGUAUAAUGGACUUUUGGGGACCUUCCCAAAAAAUGUUGAGCGAUCCAACUUUCAUCACGACACUUAAAAAGUUUGACAAGGACAAUUUGGACCCGAAAACCAUGAAACUUGUCGUUAGCAAAUAUAUCUCCGACGAAAAUUUUAGUCCCGAAAAAGCAGAAAAGGCUUCGAAAGCAGCGGCAGGUUUGUGCAAAUGGGUCCAUGCAAUGGCGUUAUAUGACAACGUCUCAAAGGUUGUGGCACCUAAACGUGAGGCACUGCGAGUAGCCGAAGAAGAGCUUGCUGAAGUGAUGCAGAAGCUCAAUGAAAAGUUAACACAAUUGAAAGACGUUGAAGAAGAUCUUGCAGCAUUGCAACGGCAAUUUGAUUUGGCUACAAAGCAAAAGGAAAAUUUAGAGUUCCAGGUGGAGUUGACCGGUAAAAAGCUCGUGCGUGCGUCGACACUGAUUGAAAGUCUUGGCGGAGAAAAGACGCGCUGGACAGAGUUUGCGGAGCAAUUAGUGGAUCAGUACAGUAGAUUAACUGGAGACGUCUUGAUUUCCGCGGGAGUCGUUGCAUAUCUUGGACCCUUUACAUCAGUCUAUCGACAAGAUGCUGUGCACGGCUGGGUCAAUCGCUGUAAGCAGCUUGAGAUUCCAUGCAGUGAUUUUCCGUCGCUAAAUGGGUCACUCGGUGACGCUGUAAAAAUUCGAAAGUGGAAACUUGAUGGUCUUCCAACUGACGGGUUCUCGAUUGAUAAUGGCAUUAUUGUCUUUAAUUCCCGUCGAUGGCCAUUAAUGAUUGACCCUCAAGGACAAGCAAACAAAUGGAUUCGGAAUAUGGAAAAAGAUAAUCAAAUGAAAGUUAUUAAACUCACAGAUGGCGAUUAUAUGCGAACGCUCGAGAACUCUGUUCAAUUUGGUACACCAGUAUUGCUCGAGAAUAUUGGUGAAGAGCUGGAUCCGUCACUUGAACCCUUGCUUUUGAAACAAACAUUCAAACAAGGUGGAGUCACGUGCAUUCGUCUCGGGGAUACUACGGUGGAGUAUGCCGAAAGCUUUCGGUUUUACAUGACGACCAAGUAUCGGAAUCCUCAUUAUCUACCUGAAGUCUCUGUGAAAGUGACUCUAGUAAAUUUCAUGAUCACUCCACAUGGUCUGGAAGAUCAGCUUUUGGGGAUUGUUGUAGCUCAAGAGCGGCCGGAUUUAGAAGAGCAAAAGCAUCGAUUAAUUGUUCAAAAUGUACGAAAUAAGGGUCUUCUAAAAGAAAUUGAAGACAAGAUUCUGUCCAUUUUAUCUUCGUCGCAAGGAAAUAUUCUUGAAGAUGAAGAAGCAAUUAAUACCAUGAAUCAGAGUAAAACUGUUGCUGAUGCCAUCCAAAAAGAACAACAAGUUGCUGAAAAGACAGAGCUAGAGAUCGAUUCGGUUCGUCAAGGGUAUCAACCUGUGGCUUACUCAAGCCAGGUAUUAUUCUUUUGCAUAGACCAGCUUGCAAACAUUGAGCCAGUAUACCAGUACUCACUUUCAUGGUUCAUCAAUUUGUUCAUUGCCAGCAUUUUAAACAGCGAACGCUCUCCAGAUCUUACGCAGCGCCUUCGUUACCUUGACAACCACUUUACUUUCUCCCUUUAUCGUAAUAUUUGUCGCUCGUUACUGGAAAAAGAUAAACUCAUGUUUUCCUUUGUGUUAUGUACAUCCAUCAAGCAAGGAAAACAUGAAAUCGAAAGCAAUGAAUGGUAUUUUUUGCUCACUGGAGGUGUUGCUCUCUCUGAACCCCCUUCAAAUCCAAUUAAAUCAUGGUUGAGUGACCAACAAUGGGCAGAAUUUUCUAGACUUAGUACGUUACCAGCCUUCAACGGCAUUCUUGAGGAUUUGGUUGAUCACGAAAACCAAUGGAAAGCUAUCUAUGACAGCUCCGUCGGUCAUACUCUUCCCUUCCCGGGCACAAUAGGAAAAAAAUUAGAGUUUCAUCGUCUUUUGAUUCUCCGAUGUAUUCGUCCAGAUCUCCUCGUAGUUGGUAUUCAACAAUUCAUUGCUAAUGAAAUGGGGGACAAGUUUGUUAAGCCUCCACCAUUUGAUUUGGCCCGUUCCUUCACGGAUAGUAGUGUGUCGUCUCCUUUAGUCUUCAUCUUAUCCCCUGGAUCCGAUCCAAUCAGUUCGGUGUUGAAAUUCGCCGAUUCAAUGCAUCAAAAGAUCGAGACAAUUUCACUCGGACAAGGUCAAGGUCCGAUCGCCGAACGUAUGAUUGAACGCGCACGAGAGGCUGGGUCGUGGGUUGUGCUUCAGAAUUGCCACUUGGCUCCAAGUUGGAUGCCAGUUAUGGAAAAGAUUGCAGAGGACAUCACACUUGAAAACACGCUCCCCGAUUUUCGAUUAUGGUGUACCACGUAUCCAUCGGAUGUGUUUCCACCCGCCGUGUUGCAAAACGGAGUCAAAAUGACAAAUGAACCUCCACAAGGUCUUCGAGCCAAUCUGUUGGGCUCGUAUCUAUCCGAUCCAAUUGCUGAGAUUGGAUUUCUAGACGCAGUGAAACAAGGUCCUGCAUUUCGAAUCCUUCUUUAUUCGCUAUGUUUUUUCCAUGCUUUGGUGCGUGAACGGCGUCAAUUUGGUCCUCUAGGAUGGAACAUUCCGUAUGAAUUCAAUGAGUCGGACUUGAGUAUCAGUAUUCGUCAACUAGCAAUGUUUAUUGAUGAAAACGAGCAGUUACCACUACGUGCGUUAAAUUAUUGCACUGGUGAGUGCAACUAUGGUGGACGUGUGACGGAUGAUAAAGACCGACGGACGCUCAUGUCACUUCUUAGCAGAUUCUACUGUCAGAACGUGGUUGAAGACGGCUAUGCGUUUGAUGAACACGGGGUAUACACGGUACCAAAUGAUGGAGACUAUGACUCCUAUCUGAACUUUAUUGAGAAUUUGCCUCUAGUAGCUUCUCCUGGAGUCUUUGGACUUCAUGACAAUGCUACAAUUACAAAAGAUCAAAAUGCUUCUAUGAAACUCUGUCAUGAUGUCUUGCUAACCGAAAGUUCGAGUGGUGGGAAAGAAGGGAGUAAUGGAUCAUCUCAAGAAACGCUUGUUGAUGUAGUAGCGAGCGAAAUACUGAUUCGUUUGCCAUCAAAUUACGACAUGGAAGUUGCUCAGCUUCGAUACCCCGUACGAUGGGACGAGUCAAUGAACACUGUACUGUGCCAAGAACUCGUGCGCUUUAAUACCCUCCUGUCGACAAUUCGAUCUAGUCUUGAAAGCUUACGAAAAGCAUUGAAAGGUCUUGUAGUCAUGUCAGCAGAGCUUGAGAAUGUUUCGAAUAACUUGUUUUACGGUAAAAUUCCACUUCACUGGGCAUCAAGAUCCUAUCCUUCGCUCAAACCACUUGGAAGUUACGUCACUGAUCUUUUGGAUCGUCUUUCGUAUUUUAACAAUUGGCUGUUGAACGACCCUCCCGUAGUGUUUUGGCUCUCUGGUUUUUUCUUUACGCAAGCUUUUUUAACUGGAGCUAGUCAGAAUUAUGCUCGAAAACACACGGUACCUAUUGAUCAAUUGGGUUUUGACCACGAACCAAUGCCGCAGACUGAAUACGAACAACCACCAAAGGAUGGAGUUUACGUACGUGGGUUAUAUCUUGAAGGUGCGAAAUGGGAUAAAAAUUCAACUGCACUUGUCGAAUCAGACGCGAAAGUACUAUUUUCCCUCGCGCCCGUAUUACUAUUUCGCCCAACAAAAAAAUCGGCCUUGAGUCAACGUUUGACAUAUUCGUGUCCGGUUUACAAAACAAGCGAGCGACGAGGUACGCUGUCGACUACUGGGCACUCAACAAACUUCAUUUGCUUCAUUCGUUUGCCAACGAUCAAGCCAGAGACGCAUUGGGUCGCACGUGGUGUAGCCAUGCUCUCUCAAUUGGAUGACUAG
This is a messenger RNA of Plasmopara halstedii, 12849 nucleotides long. RefSeq names its product dynein heavy chain axonemal. Gene Ontology annotation, biological process: microtubule-based movement. The transcript is spliced from 4 exons. The coding region runs from base 1 to 12849 and encodes 4282 amino acids. Gene Ontology annotation, molecular function: minus-end-directed microtubule motor activity; ATP binding; dynein intermediate chain binding. NCBI's taxonomy places the organism in Eukaryota, Oomycota, Peronosporomycetes, Peronosporales, Peronosporaceae. Gene Ontology annotation, cellular component: dynein complex. The record is from RefSeq and is a predicted model, not a curated record.